Messenger RNA from Fopius arisanus, 2978 nucleotides. RefSeq names its product synaptic vesicle glycoprotein 2B-like. The record is from RefSeq and is a predicted model, not a curated record. Gene Ontology annotation, molecular function: transmembrane transporter activity. The coding region runs from base 1227 to 2852 and encodes 541 amino acids. Lineage: Eukaryota; Metazoa; Arthropoda; Insecta; Hymenoptera; Braconidae. The transcript is spliced from 12 exons. Gene Ontology annotation, cellular component: membrane. Gene Ontology annotation, biological process: transmembrane transport.
AAAAUGAAAAUGCCAGUUAAAAAUUUUCAGAUUUUUCAGUGCUUUAAUUCAUUCACAAGCCUGACUGAAUUCAAACAGAAAUUGAAUUUCUAUUGAUUUUUAAAUUCCUGUACGACUUCACUAGAAUUCCGCGUCGAAAUAAAAUACAUUGCAUCAUAGAUAAUCACCUACAUGAGUUUGAACUUAUGUAAGACUCAACUAACGAAAGAAUUCUGUGAAAGGAUCCGAAUUUAUCUUCCACACUCGACUUAUAUUAUAUCAUUAUCUCAUUAUAUUAAAUUCUAUAUUAAUUCUAUAUUAAUUCCAUAUAAUUAUUAUAUUAAAUUCUAUUGAUAUCUCAAUGAUAUAAAAAUCCCCCGAGCAAAUCCCCGGAAUUAUAUUCACCAUUAUUUAUAUCCUAUAAAAAUAGAGAAAUUCCUGUGAUUAAAUUACAUCUCACGAGAUCUAUGAUUCCGCGACAAUUUUUUCCACACGCUGAACAUUCGAUAUCUUCUCCAAUGAAGACUGUUCCCCGUUCUAUUAAUAAAUCUAAGAUAAAUCAGAUUGGUAACACUGAAUAAAUAUUUAUAUUAAUAUUUUUCAUAAUUCAAUGGUACUCUCUACAGAACUGAACCUGUGUUUAUCGCUUGAGCAUCAGUUUAUCGUCUUCACAUGUUAUAGAUAACCGAAGCACAAUUGAAAAUGAGAGCUCAAUCACCUGCCACCAUCUCCAUGGAAAAAACCGUGAUGAUAUAAUUUUUAAAAUAGUCAUUUAAAAAAUAUGGUGACUCCGUGGAAGAUAAAAUCUAGAGCAUACUUUCUAAUAUUUUUAACGUGACGUAUUGGACAUAUUUGUUCAAUUACUAUGGGACUCGUGAUUUUAAUUGUCUUAGGCAAAUAGAUGAGUUUUCAGACUGUGCUAUACACGUGGGGCCAACGGAUCGUUUGACCCGCUCCAUUGGCCAACUAUUCCCACUGAAAGCACAUGAGCUACUGAUCUUCUUGUAAUACACGCGGAUAAAAGAUUGUGCGUCACUUUCAUGGAACUAGUCGAGGUGGAUCUACUCGGUAUUAAGUGAGAAAAGUCAAUCCGCAAAGUUGUUUAUAUAUGCUAAAGUACAUUAUACAAUUCUCGUCACAAUUGUCUAAUUUAUUCUUUGUUCGAUGUAUGAAUAUAAAUUGUGCUGAAUGAAGUUGUGUUUCGAUACUGUGGAUUAUUGCCAAGAUAACUUUAUUUUUGACUAAGUAUGGUAGUCGGUGACGUACAGAACGGACUUAGCAUCAUACAAUUAAGUGAUUACGAUAUCGAAAAUGAAUUGGAGAAUAAAGCCGAGAAAACCCGUGCAUCGUCGGUGGAACUUGAAGACGCGCUUAUAGCAACAGGUUUUGGAUUCUACAAUAUAUUCAUCGCCUUGGCGGCAAUUCCAGUUGCUUGGGCCAGCGCUUUUGACAUGACAACGAUGGCUUUCAUCUUGGCAUCAGCCGAAUGUGAACUGGAGCUCACAUUAAUCAGGAAAGGACUCCUGGUUUCCUCGGUUUAUUUCGGAAUGAUGGUCACAUCUUUUUUCUGGAGCUUCAUCACGGAACGUUUGCAUCGUAAAACCAUGAUGAUGGUGGGACUCUUCAUAGAUGCCCUGUGCAAUAUUGCUUGCUGCUUUGUUGAGUCCUAUUAUGUGAUUCUUCUAUUGAAAUUUAUUACUGGUACCAUUGUCAGUGGGCCACUCACACUCUUGAUUCCGUAUAUCAAUGAAUUUCAACCGUCGAACUUCCGGCAGAAAUUUAAUAUGUGGUCUGGACUUAUCUUCAAUAUUGGAUUCAUCGCCCCAGCGAUACUGGCCUUUAAUAUAACGCCUCAGUCAUGGUCCUUUGUGAUAUUGAAUCGCGAAUACACAGCAUGGAGAAUCUACCUCAUGGCUUGCACCCUGCCUUCUAUAAUCGGCUGCAUAACAAUGACUUUUUCCCCUGAAAGCCCUCAACAGCUGAUGAAAGCUGGAGAUGUCGACAGAACGUACUGUUUACUCAGGCGAAUGUACGUUAUCAACAAUUUAAAAUCACCAGAGACUUUCACGGUAAAACGCAUACAUUCGCAUGGAGUUCGCAAUCGAGUGGUUCCACAAACGAAUGUAAAAACUAUUAGACGGACUUGGAGUGAUAUAAAGCAGCUGUGCAAUAAGAAAUACUUGAAGAAUUUCUUGAUGAUAAAUUUUCUGCAAUUUGGCAGUUUACUGGGGUUCAACGUAAUGAGACUUUGGGUGCCACACAUGUUUAUGAUUAUUAAUAAUUUUCAAUCAACUAUAUGGGAUUGGACCCGCGGUGAUCCAACGAUGUGCGACUACUUAUCCGCAGUCGUAAUUCCCGAGGGUGUUACCAACAAUACGCUUUAUGCAAAUAAUUGCGCUAUGUGGCGAAUCAACCCCAUUAUCUACGUCAGAUCGACCAUCAUCGCCUUUUCAACUGUUGGUUUUGCAUUCUUAUUUGCUCUAUUUCACACAACAAAAGUCAAAAGAAAAAUUGCAAUGGUUUUCUGCUACACAAUCGCCGCCGUUAGCAGUUUUGUGGCGAAUUGGGUUCAACUCGUUCCUGUAAUGCUAGUUCUAUCAUCGAUCAUUAUAGUUACAGGCCGCAUAACGGGUAACAUAGUUAUCGGUAUUAACACCGCCGUUAUUCCACUAUCAUUAAGGACAACAGCUAUUAGCUUCAUCACCAAUACUGGAAAUGUGGCAACAAUCUUUGGUAAUUUGAUUUUUAGCUGGCUACUCAGUUUUCAUUGUUACAGCGCCUUCGUGGGCAUUGGAUUUAUUUUAUUACUUUGCCUGUUGAUGUCUUUCCACGAAAUGACGCCACCUGAAGAAGAUCUCGACAGUAAGACGUAGAUAAUAUCCAGGAUCCUCAGAUACUUCAGACAAACACUGAGGAUUCUUUUACUGGACAAUCAAGCUCGAUCCGAUUCGCUGAUGUAGAUCAAUCCAAGCAGAAUAAAGAGCUGCCUCUUUCCGUAA